UCCGCGGUGAUAGAUUCCACAGAGUCCGGCUUUUUCCUCUCUUCCACCCGGAGGGGAUUCCCAACGCCCCGUGAUGAAUUCAGCGGAAUGGUUCGCUUAGCAGAGGUUUCUCAUUUACGGAAGGAGAGGCCCUCCGCCAUAUCCAGCACUUCCGGAGUUUCCUGAGGUCUGUCUACUGUUGGUCUUGUUAUUUCGAAUGUCAGCUCCUCUCCGGAUAGGACACCUGACAUCUCCGUGAUAAUUGAGCAUCCACAUUGUGAAUACGAUCAUCAUACUCGGUGGAAAGUCGGGAACCCUGUCUGUCGUCCAUUGUGUGAAGACAUGCGAGAUUUCCAUGUGUUCGUUCGGUUCUGCAGCAGUCAGAGGAAUCUCCCAAAAGACGCGCGAAUAAAUCUCCUGGCAACUUACUGUGAUAAUGUGAAGAAAGGCAAAAUUCAAGACGAUCCCAACCAACUGAGAAUCGCUCAAGUACUCCAGAACCUGCAAUCGGAACUAUGGUCCUACGAGAAGCGGAGCCCAACAUUAUUGACGAGGUUUUUCAAGACCGAGGUUCAAGUCCCGAGGGGAGUAUACAUCUAUGGCGCCGUCGGAAGAGGUAAAACCAUGCUGAUGGAUAUGUUCUACGAUUGUGUGGAGCGACCUCAGAAGAAACAACGACAGCACUUCCAUUCUUUCAUGCUCGACGUGCACAAUAGGAUCCAUGAGUGGAAGAAGACGUCCAAUGUCGAGAGGAAGAGCUCUUCUUAUGACCCGAUACCGGCGGUGGCUGCACAAAUUUCCGAGAAGAACACCGUACUCUGCCUGGAUGAGUUCCAAGUGACCGACAUAGCGGAUGCCAUGAUCCUUAAGCGACUCUUCGACCACAUAUUUCGGAACGGAAGCGUUCUCGUCGCAACCAGCAACAGACCUCCGAACGAUCUCUACAAAAACGGCCUGCAGAGAUCCAAUUUCCUGCCUUUCAUUGAUAUUUUGAAGAGGAACUGCGAGGCUCUUGCUCUCGAUUCUGGAGUCGAUUACCGCUCGCAGCUAAACGCGAAUUCCGAUACGCCCUUCUACUUCGUGAAAGGCGAGGGGAACGUGAGCGCUGAGAUGGAUCGCCUUUUCAAAAUCGUUUGCUCCCACGAAACAGACACGAUUCGAUCGCGUACCCUGGUCAUCAAGGGCCGGAACGUGGAAUUCAAAAAGUGUUGUGGACAAGUUUUGGAUACCACCUUCGAUGAACUGUGCGACAGACCUCUGGGAGCGGUGGACUACGUCUUCCUGAGUCAAGUUUUCCACACGAUAUUCAUAAGGGACAUCCCUCAGUUGACGGUGAAGCAAAAGAGUCCAGCCAGACGGUUCAUCACUCUGAUCGACACUCUCUACGAUCAUCGGGUGCGCGUUGUCUGCUCAGCGGAUGCUCCGCCUGCCUCGCUGUUCACCACUGUGCGUGACGAGAGUCUCGUCACGGACGAAAACAGGAUGCUCAUGUCCGACUUGGGCAUCGAUAAUCCGCAGGAGUUGGGAACGAUCUUCAGCGGCGAGGAGGAGCUUUUCGCGUUCGACAGAACGGUAUCUAGGUUGAACCAGAUGCAGACACGGAAAUAUUGGGAUCAAACGACGCACGAGCACAAAGCUUGA
This is a messenger RNA of Galendromus occidentalis (western predatory mite), 1620 nucleotides long. RefSeq names its product AFG1-like ATPase. Lineage: Eukaryota; Metazoa; Arthropoda; Arachnida; Mesostigmata; Phytoseiidae. The transcript is spliced from 11 exons. The coding region runs from base 322 to 1620 and encodes 432 amino acids. Gene Ontology annotation, molecular function: ATP binding; ATP hydrolysis activity. The record is from RefSeq and is a predicted model, not a curated record. Gene Ontology annotation, cellular component: cytoplasm; mitochondrion.